Messenger RNA from Drosophila grimshawi, 3543 nucleotides. RefSeq lists its product as uncharacterized. Lineage: Eukaryota; Metazoa; Arthropoda; Insecta; Diptera; Drosophilidae. The transcript is spliced from 9 exons. The record is from RefSeq and is a predicted model, not a curated record. Bases 55 to 3459 code for a protein of 1134 amino acids.
CUAAUUCUCUCUCUCUCUCUUUGUCUUUCUCUCUCUUCAUCGUGGCUCGCAACAAUGAACCUACGCAUACAUAUUGGUAAUUUCAUGACGAUCGGCAAUGCGUGUUGCUUUAUUAUACAAAGUUUUGGCUAUUUAAAAUUAGUGUGUGCCAAGCAGAGAAUGGAAGCGGAUUACAGUGAAACGUCGCCAGUUGUGCAAACCACACACGGAGAAGUGCGUGGUGCGCUGCUCACAACGCUCUAUGAUGAGUUGUAUUAUGGAUUCGAUGGCAUACCCUUCGCCCAGCCGCCUUUCGGUGAGCUGCGCUUCAGGGCGCCGAAAGAUGUGGAGCCCUGGACAGGUAUACGCGACUGCACAGAGUCAAAGGACAAGUGCCUUCAAGUGGCCAGCUUAUCACAACAGGUCGAAGGCAGCGAGGAUUGCCUUUACCUGAACAUUUCCGUGAAGACACUACGCAGUGAGAAGCCUUUGCCUGUAAUGGUCUAUGUGCAUGGAGGUAUAUUCAGGAGCGGCGAUCCUGCAAGGCGCUAUAUGUCGCCAGAUUAUCUGAUGCGAGAGCAGGUUGUCUACAUCAGUAUUGGCUAUCGACUAGGACCAUUCGGUUUUCUGAGCUUUGCGGAUCCCAAGCUGGACAUACCUGGCAACGCGGCCCUCAAGGACAUUGUGAUGGCCCUCAAAUGGAUAAGGGCGAAUGUGAGCCGCUUCAAUGGCGAUGCGAAUAACGUAACGCUGUUCGGUCACAGUUCGGGCAGCUGUUGCGUGCAAUUGCUGAUGAUGAGUCCACUGGCCGAGGGACUCUUUGACAAGGCCAUACUGAUGAGCACUUUCAUGCCGGAGACGAAUAGACAACCCGAUGUCGAGUAUCUUCUGGCCAAGCAUUUGGGCUAUACGGGAGAGAACAACGACGCUCAAGUUUUUGACUACUUAAAUGGAUUAGAUGCCAAACUCUUAGUUACGCCAGACUUUCGUACACUCUACGAUCGCCUGCAGUAUGCCAAUUGUCCGCUUUUUAUGCCCUGUGUAGAACCCUAUGCAACGCCUACUGCCCUGUUGCUGGCCGAGCCGCGUGUGUUGCACCGUACGGCAUGGAGUACGCGCAUACCCAUAAUGCUUGGUUCUACCAGCGGCGAAGGAUUAUCCAGUCCAAUGUCUAAUAUGGAAAAGGAACCAGAAAAGCUAUCAGCUCUAAUAAACCGUCCAGAAUUCACGCUGCCCUACUCGAUGGUGCGGCAUUGGGGACGGACUCCGUAUCGCAUUUUGGGACAGCGACUGAUAAAGAAGUUCUGUGGGGUGUAUUGCGGAGAACUGACAGUGGCGCAUUAUCCUCAAAUCGUUGAGAUUUAUGCGCACAACCAGAUGCACUAUCAGCAGCGUAUAAUUAAUGCCCGUCUCGCUUAUAGCCAGGCUGAGAAUUAUCUGUAUCGCUUCGACUUUGAUUCGGAGGAUUUUAAUUUGUAUCGCGUACGCUAUUUUCCAGGAAGUAGGGGUGUUGUGCAUGCCGAUGAACUGUGCUAUUUAUUCAAGUUUCCGGCCAGCUUCAAGCUGGACAAGUCUCGAGCGGAAUACAAGACUAUCUGUCGCAUGACAGCCAUGUUUGCCCACUUUGCACUCAAUUCUAAUCCGAAUGCGCCACUCACUCAACCGCUGGUCAAUUGGUUACCUGUGACAGCAGUUGAACCCACAAUGUGUCUAAAUAUCAAUGAGGAUUUGACGUUCAUACCACUGCCGGGUCGCUUGAAAUUAAAGUUCUACGAUCAGUUGUACAGAAAUGCCGGAAUGGAGCUAAUUUAUGGAUCGCGAGCAGAGCAGACGACCAAAAGACUGUUUACCAUCAUGUCGGAGAGUUUCGAGAAUUGUGAAAUUUCGCUGCCCGUGGGACAGAUAAGGGGUGUCAAACGUCGUACACUGUACGAUGACGAAUAUUUCAGUUUCGAGCGUUUGCCAUUUGGUCAACCGCCGGUGGGCGAACUGCGUUUCAAGGCGCCCAAGCCGGCGGAGCCGUGGACUGGAGUCUUGGACUGCACCCAUUUCGGCGAGAAACCCGUGCAGCGGUCAUUGUCAACGAGAGUCAUCGAUGGGGCCGAGGACUGCCUCUACUUGAAUGUGUAUGCCAAACAGCUGAAAACGGAAAAGCCACUGCCAGUUAUGGUUUAUAUAUAUGGUGGGGCAUUUUCCAUUGGCGAAGCCACUCGCGAAUUAUAUGCACCCGACUACUUGAUGGCCAAAGAUGUGGUUUUAGUUACACUUAACUAUCGAGUUGAUUGUCUAGGUUUCCUUAGUCUAAAGGACCCAAGCUUGGAGGUGCCCGGCAAUGCUGGUCUUAAGGAUCAAGUUUUAGCCAUCAAAUGGGUCAAGCAAUACAUUUCGCACUUCAACGGCGAUGCAAACAACAUAACGGUGUUUGGCGAGAGUGCAGGUGGCUGCUCCACCCACUACAUGAUGUGCACGGAGCAGACUCGAGACCUGUUCCACAAGGCCAUUCCCAUGUCGGGUACACUGCACAAUUACUGGUCCAAUACGUUGCCAGCGGAUUUCGCCUUUCGUCUGGCCAAGGCUAAUGGCUAUGAGGGCGAGAAUGUCGACAGACAGGUGCUGGAGCACUUGCGUAACGUGGAGCCAUAUAAACUGGUUGAUCACGACCUACUCACCACUGAAGAUCGGCGCAACGGACUUAUCUAUGCCUUUGGACCCACAGUGGAGCCGUAUGUGAUGGACGACUGUGUGGCGCCCAGAUCACAGCUGGAAAUGGCACGAAAUGCGUGGAGCAACAAGAUACCUGUCAUGUUGGGUGGCACCUCCUUCGAGGGUCUAUUCAUGUUUCCGGCCGUAAAGGCCAAUAUUAAGGGAUUGGAUAAAUUGUUGCAAGAUCCUCUUCGCAUGACGCCGUAUGAUGUGCGUGUGCUUAAUACGGAGAAGCAGAAUCUGGAGUACAGUCACAAGAUGAUCAAAUUGUACUUUGGUGAUGAGAUUCCCAGCUCGGCGCAUAUGAUGAAUAUGUUGGAUUACUAUUCAUAUAAGAUCUUCUGGCAUGGCUUCCAGCGGACUCUUCAGGCUCGUUUGGCAUAUGCUAAUAAGGCGCCCACCUAUUUCUAUCGCUUUGACUUUGAUUCACCCGAUUUUAACUUCUUCCGCCAGAAGUUCUGUGGUGAUGAAAUCAAGCAGGGCGUCGCCCAUGCCGAUGAUUUGAGUUAUUUGUUCCGCAACUCGCAGUCGUGGAAGCUGGACAAGUCAUCCGGCGAAUAUCGUACCAUUCAGCGCAUGGUGGACAUUUGGACAUCCUUUGCGGCCACUUCCAAUCCCAACUGUGACGAGACAGCUCAUCUGAACUGGAAACCCGCACAGCAGGAACAACCACAACGCGUGCUCAACAUUAGCAAUGAGAUCGAAAUCAUUGAUCUGCCCGAGCACGAGAAACUUCAGACCUGGGAUAGUCUGUAUAAAAAGGAACAUUUGUACUAAAGUUGUGUACUCAAGACGUGAUGUUGCUAGUUUAACUGUUUCUAGUGUAUUACGAAGUCUGUAAAUAAAUUGAAUUAAAAUGAA